AUGCCGAUUACUCUCCCGGUAGCCCCCCUAGUCUGCAAAAUCCGUCUUCAAGGCAUUAGCGACGAAGUUCAGGGCGCUGCUGAAGCGGGGAUAGGGCCCGUGUUGCUCGGGCUAUUUAUGGGUCUGCUGGUCAGAACCGUACCAGGAGGACAUGCAGACUUUGGCCGUGGUCUCAAUCUCCAAUUCGGCAUGAGUGCGGCUGUGUAUCCUGUAUUCGAGGAUCAUCCGAUCAAGCAUAGCAUUCGGAGAGUGGAAUGGUUCUGGAUUGAGUCCACUGGGACGGCAACUGUGAUAACGCCCUUUCCCGAGUCGCCCGGGUCGGGCAACGGCGACUGGCAUAUCGCGCCUCAGUUGUCUAGUUCGGUCCGGUGGGGCGUGACUGGGCACCUCCUAUUCGAGAUCAUCUGUGUGUUGGCCCCAGAACUCAAAUCCUCUCGGCGAAAUUCUCCUAACGGCAGGGCGGACCGGGGCCCGUCCAAAGUCUCGAUCCUUGCCCCGCUCCACCACGCCGAAUUAAACGCUAAGAACGGGGCGAAGGAUCGUCGAGAACAGUCCGGACUAUGA
Molecule: messenger RNA, 564 nt
Organism: Penicillium canariense
Lineage: Eukaryota; Fungi; Ascomycota; Eurotiomycetes; Eurotiales; Aspergillaceae
Exons: 2
Coding region: 1-564 (187 amino acids)
Source: RefSeq, a predicted model, not a curated record